AUGGAGGUAAGUUUGGUCCAACGACGUCUCCAAGGAAGUGAUUGUAGCAUGUCUGGCUAGCUGGCAUAGCUAACGUUAAUACUAGUAAUGACAACUAAAUCGCCAUUGUAACAAUAAAUUAUAGUUAAGUCAUACAUCUUGCCAAAGUUACUGGUGUAGUUAGCUAGCUAUUAAGGUACUGUAAUGUUAGCCAUGGACAACUAGCUAGCUUUUUCCUUAUCCAGAAGAAUUCACAUGCUUCCGUAUCACCAGGCAAAGAUAGCUAGCUAUCUAGCUAGAUGAGAUUAGCUACGUGAUACCUACUCAUCGCUUUUGUAGUGUUUACCUAGGCUGCAAAGGUGAGAUUGUUGCCUAAGGAAUUUGCUAUGCAUGAUGUUUCCGCGCGCGUGUGUGUCAGUGGAGGCUGCUGAGGGGAGGAUGGCUCAUAAUAAUAAUAUGCCAUUUAGCAGACGCUUUUAUCCAAAGCGACUUACAGUCAUGUGUGGAUACAUUUUUACGUAUGGGUGGUCCCGGGGAUCGAACCCACUACCCUGGCAUUACAAGCGCCAUGCUCUACCAAUUGAGCUACAGAGGACCACAUGACUGGAAUGGAGUGAGUGGAAUGAUAUCAAACACAUGGUUUUCAUACGUUUGAUACCAUUCCAUUCACUCUAUUCCAGCCAUUACACUCCAUUCCAGCCAUUAUUAUGAGCCGUCCUCCCCUCAGCAGCCUCCACUGGUGUGUGUGUGUUGCAUUGUUCGAGAGCAGCUUAAAAUCCGUGAUGCAUUGUAGUUAAAUUAUAACUGACUGAUUUAGAAAGUAAUAAUGAGUAGCUAGUAAUGUAUGAUCAUAUCAAACUUUAUUUGUCACAUUCGCCGAAUACAACAGGUGUUUACCUUACCGUGAAAUGCUUACUUACAAGCCAUUAACCAACAAUGCAUUUCAAGAAAGAGUUAAGAAAAUAUUUACCAAAUAAACUAAAGUAAAAAAUAAUAAAAAGUAACACUAGAAAAUAACAAUAACAAGUUUAUAUACAGGGGGUACCAGUACCGAGUCAAUGUGCGGGGGUACAGGUUAGUCGAUGUAAUUUGUAAAUACAUAGAUAAUAGACAGCGGGUAGCAGCAGUGUAAAAACAAAUGGGGUAUUUUAUUACUUGUUUUUUUAUGCAUGAAUAUAAUGGCUCACUGUUCAUUGUUGGCAUUUCCUGCCUAAGUUUCUGCCUAAUGUAUGUAGUUCUGUCCUUGAGCUAUUCUUGUCUAUUAAUGUUCUGUAAAAACAAAUGGGGUAUUUUAUUAGGAUCCCCAUUAGCUGUUGCAAAAGCAGCAGCUACUCUUCCUGGGGUCCACACAAAACAUGAAACAUGACAUAAUACAGAACAUUAAUAGACAAGAACAGCUCAAGGACAGAACUACAUACUUUUUUUUUAAGGCACACACAGCCUACAUAUCAAUACAUACACACAAUCUAUCUAGGUCAAAUAGGGGAGAGGCGUUGUGCUGUGAGGUGUUGCUUUAUCUGUUUUCUGAAACCAGGUUUGCUGUUUAUUUGAGCAAUACGAGCUGGAAAGGAGUUCCAUGCAAUAAUGGCUCUAUUUAAUACUGUACGCUUUCUUGAAUUUGUUCUGGAUUUGGGGACUUUGAAAAGACCCCUGGUGGCAUGUCUGGUGGGGUAGGUGUGUGUGUCAGAGCUGUGUGUAAGUUGACUAUGCAAACAAUUUGGGAUUUUCAACACAUUAAUGUUUCUUAUAAAAAUAAGAAGUGAUGCAGUCAGUCUCUCAUCAACUCUUAGCCAAGAGAGACUGGCAUGCAUAGUAUUUAUAUCAGCCCUCUGAUUACAAUGAAGAGCAAGACGUGCCGCUCUGUUUUGGGCCAGCUGCAGCUUAACUAGGUCUUUCCUUGCAGCACUGGACCACACAACUGGACAAUAAUCAAGAUUAGACAAAACUAGAGCAUGCAGAACUUGCUUUUUGGAGUGUGGUGUCAAAAAAGCAGACCAUCUCUUUAUUAUGGACAGGCCUCUCCCCAUCUUUACAACCAUUUAAUCUAUAUGUUUUGACCAUGAUAGUUUACAAUCUAAGGUAACGCCAAGUAAUUUAGUCUCCUUAACUUGUUCAACAGCCACACCAUUCAUUACCAGAUUCAGCUGAGGUCUAGAACUUAGGGAAUGAUUUGUACCAAAUACAAUGCUCUUAGUUUUAUAGAUGUUCAGGAUCAGUUUCAAAACAGACUGCAACUCUUUAAGGGUUUCGGUGACUUCAUUAGAUAUGGUUGCUGAUGCGUAUAUGGUUGAAUCAUCAGCAUACAUGGACACACAUGCUUUGUUUAAUGCCUGUAGCAGGUCAUUGGUAAAAAUAGAAAAGAGUAGAGGGCCUAGAGAGCUGCCCUGUGGUACACCACACUUUACAUGUUUGACAUUAGAGAAGCUUCCAUUAAAGAAAAGUCUUUGAGUUCUAUUAGAUAGAUAGCUCUGCAUCCACGAUAUGGCAGAGGUUGAAAAGACAUAACACAUACGUUUUCAACAACAGGUUAUGGUCAAUAAUAUCAAAGGCUGCACUGAAAUCUAACAGUACAGCUCCCACAAUCUUCUUAUUAUCAAUUUCUUUCAACCAAUCAUCGGUAAUUUGUGUCAGUCACACAUGUUGAGUGCCCUUCCCUAUAAGCAUGUUGAAAGUCUGUUGUUAAUUUGUUUACAGAGAAAUAGCAUUGUAUUAGGUCAAAUUUUUUCAACAGUUUGCUAAGAGCUGGCAGCAAGCUUAUAGGUCUACUGUUAGAACUAGUAAAGGCCACUUUACCAUUCUUGGGUAGCGGAAUUACUUUGGCUUCCCUCCAGGCCUGAGGACAAAGACUUUCCUCUAGGCUCAGAUUAAAGAUAUGACAGAUAGGAGUGGCUAUAGAGUCAGCUACCAUUCUCAGUAGCUUUCCAUCUAAGUUGUCAAUGCCAGGAGGUUUGUCAUUAUUGAUCAAUAACAAUAAUUUUUCCACCUCUCCCACACUAACUUUACAAAAUUCGAACUUGCAAUGCUUUCAUUAUUAGUUUUUUUAUGCAUGAAUACGAUGGCUCACUGUUCAUUGCUGGCAUUUCCUGCCUAAAUUUGCCCACUUUGCCAAUGAAGUAAUCAUUAAAAUAAUUGGCAAAAUCAAAUGGUUUUGUGAUGAAUAACCCAUCUGAUUCGAUGAAAGAUGGAGUUGAAUUUGUCUUUCUACCCAUAAUUUCAUUUAAAGUGCUCAAGUUUUUUUCCAUCAUUCUUUAUAUCAUUGAUCUUGGCUUCAUAAUACAGUUUCUUCUUUUUGUUGAGUUUAGUCACAUCAUUUCUCAAUUUGCAGUAAGUCAGCCAGUCAGAUGUGCAGCCAGAUCUAUUAGCCACUCGUUUUUCCCCAUCUCUUUCAACCAUACAGUUUUUCAAUUCCUCAUCAAUCCAUGGAGCCUUAACAGUUCUAACAGUCAAUUUCCUAACAGGUGCAUGUUUAUCAAUAAUUGGAAGAAGCAAUUUCAUAAAUUGAUCAAGGGCACCAUCUGGAUGCUCAUUAUUAAUCACAUCAGACCAACAAAUAUUUUUUACAUCAUCCACAUAUGAGUCACAGCAAAAUAUUUUAUAUGAUCUCUUAUACACUAUUUUAGGCCCAGCUGUUGGAACUUUGGCUUUCCUGGAUAUAGCCACUAUAUUGUGAUCACUGCAUCCAAUGGGUACGGAUACAGCUUUAGAACAAAGUUCUACAGUAUUAGUGAAAAUGUGAUCGAUACAUGUGGAUGAUCUUGUUCCUGUAGUGUUUGUAAACACCGUGGUAGGUUGAUUAAUAACCUGAACCAGAUUACAGGCACUGAUUACAGUAAGAAGCUUCCUCUUGAGCGGACAGCUUGAUGAAAACCAGUCAGUAUUCAGGUCCCCAAGAAAGUAGACCUCUCUGUUUACAUCACAUACACUAUCAAGCAUUUCACACAUUAUUUAGAUACUGACUGUUCGCACUUGGUGGCCUAUAGCAACACCCCAAAAGAAAAGGGUUUAGAUGUGGCAAGUGAACCUGCAACCACAGCACUUCAGUAACACUUGACAUAAGAUCUUCUCUAAGCAUUACAGGAAUAUGGCUCUGAAUAUAUAUAUAUAUAUAUAUAUAUAUAUAUAUAUAUAUAUAUAUAUAUAUAUAUACAUAAUAUAUACAUACAUACAUACAUACAUACAUACAUACAUACAUACAUACAGUGGGGGAAAAAAGUAUUUAGUCAGCCACCAAUUGUGCAAGUUCUCCCACUUAAAAAGAUGAGAGAGGCCUGUAAUUUUCAUCAUAGGUACACGUCAACUAUGACAGACAAAUUGAGAAUUUUUUUCUCCAGAAAAUCACAUUGUAGGAUUUUUAAUGAAUUUAUUUGCAAAUUAUGGUGGAAAAUAAGUAUUUGGUCACCUACAAACAAGCAAUAUUUCUGGCUCUCACAGACCUGUAACUUCUUCUUUAAGAGGCUCCUCUGUCCUCCACUCGUUACCUGUGUUAAUGGCACCUGUUUGAACUUGUUACCAGUAUAAAAGACACCUGUCCACAACCUCAAACAGUCACACUCCAAACUCCACUAUGGCCAAGACCAAAGAGCUGUCAAAGGACACCAGAAACAAAAUUGUAGACCUGCACCAGGCUGGGAAGACUGAAUUUGCAAUAGGUAAGCAGCUUGGUUUGAAGAAAUCAACUGUGGGAGCAAUUAUUAGGAAAUGGAAGACAUACAAGACCACUGAUAAUCUCCCUCGUUCUGGGGCUCCACGCAAGAUCUCACCCCGUGGGGUCAAAAUGAUCACAAGAACGGUGAGCAAAAAUCCCAGAACCACACGGGGGGACCUAGUGAAUGACCUGCAGAGAGCUGGGACCAAAGUAACAAAGCCUACCAUCAGUAACACAUUACGUCGCCAGGGACUCAAAUCCUGCAGUGCCAGACGUGUCCCCCUGCUUAAGCCAGUACAUGUCCAGGCCCGUUUGAAGUUUGCUAGAGUGCAUUUGGAUGAUCCAGAAGAGGAUUGGGAGAAUGUCAUAUGGUCAGAUGAAACCAAAAUAUAACUUUUUGGUAAAAACUCAACUUGUCGUGUUUGGAGGACAAAGAAUGCUGAGUUGCAUCCAAAGAACACCAUACCUACUGUGAAGCAUGGGGGUGGAAACAUCAUGCUUUGGGGCUGUAUUUCUGCAAAGGGACCAGGACGACUGAUCCGUGUAAAGGAAAGAAUGAAUGGGGCCAUGUAUCGUGAGAUUUUGAGUGAAAACCUCCUUCCAUCAGCAAGGGCAUUGAAGAUGAAACGUGGCUGGGUCUUUCAGCAUGACAAUGAUCCCAAACACACCGCCCGGGCAACGAAGGAGUGGCUUCGUAAGAAGCAUUUCAAGGUCCUGGAGUGGCCUAGCCAGUCUCCAGAUCUCAACCCCAUAGAACAUCUUUGGAGGGAGUUGAAAGUCUGUGUUGCCCAGCAACAGCCCCAAAACAUCACUGCUCUAGAGGAGAUCUGCAUGGAGGAAUGGGCCAAAAUACCAGCAACAGUGUGUGAAAACCUUGUGAAGACUUACAGAAAACGUUUGACCUGUGUCAUUGCCAACAAAGGGUAUAUAACAAAGUAUUGAGGAACUUUUGUUAUUGACCAAAUACUUAUUUUCCACCAUCAUUUGCAAAUAAAUUCAUUAAAAAUCCUACAAUGUGAUUUUCUGGAUUUUAUUUACUCAUUUUGUCUGUCAUAGUUGACGUGUACCUAUGAUGAAAAUUACAGGCCUCUCUCAUCUUUUUAAGUGGGAGAACUUGCACAAUUGGUGGCUGACUAAAUACUUUUUUCCCCCACUAUAUAUAUAUAUAUAUAUAUAUAUAUAUAUAUACAUAUACAUAUAUACAUAUACAUACAGCAACACCUCCCCCAUAAGCAUUUCUGUCUCUUCUAUAGAUGUUGUAUUCUUGUAUUGCUACUGCUGUAUCAUCAAAUGAAUUAUCCAAAUUAGUCUCAGAAAGGGCUAAUAUAUGAAUGUUAUCUGAUGUUAGGAAGUUAUUGAUUUCAUGAACCUUAUUUCUAAGGCUACAUAUAGUAAUAUGGGCUAUUUUCAGCCCUUUCCUGGGUAGCUUAUCAGAGAUAGACAUAAUACUGGAAAGGGCAAACAAAGCAAGAUAAAAAAAAUAUACAUUCAGCAGUCCAUUAAUCAAUUGGCGUGUCUGUGUGUGUGCUGCGGGGUUGAAGCUACGAACCCAUAGGCUUGGCUCUCUCAUCCCUUCCAGGCUUCUGGGAGGGAGGGUGGACAAUGAGCCUGUCAUAGCGGAUGUAAGCAAUGUCCCCACGCGCUCAGGCAGUUUUCAUGGCUGGGAUAAGUUCUUUCCUCUUCUGGGGCACCGCUUCAGGAUAGUCCUCUUUGAGAAAUAUAUACGUUCCUCUAAAGUUCUUGGCUCUUUCCAGAACAGAACCUCAGGAACUUGACCAGUAUCGGCCUGGGCCUGUCACCUGGGCUGGUGGUGGGUUUUCCAGUCCUGUGGGCACGCUCCACCUCAAUCUUCCUGUGGUCUAUCUUCAAUUUCUCAGAGAUCAUUUGCGCAGUGGUCUAAGGCACUGCAUCGCAGUGCUGACUGUGCCACUAGAGAUCCUGGUUCGAAUCCAGGCUCUGUCGCAGCCGGCCGCGACCGGGAGACUCAUGGGCGGCGCACAAUUGGCCCAGCGUCGUCCAGGGUAGGGAAUGGCCGGCAGGGAUGUAGCUCAGUUAAUAGAGCAUGGCGUUUGCAACGCCAGGGUUGUGGGUUCGAUUCCCACGGGGGGCCAGUAUAAAAAAAUAUAUAUAUAUGUAUUCACUAAACUGUAAGUCGCUCUGGAUAAGAGCGUCUGCUAAAUGACUAAAAUGUAAAUGUAAAUGUAAAUCAUUUCCCUCACUUGGUCCUCAGACUACAUCCAGGUCUCGUGGAGAUUCUGCAAUUCUGUCCACAACCAUGUUGUUACGCCUUGAUUGUCCCUCGAGAUUUAUCCGUCGUUGUUAUCAUGGAUUCACAGACAGAACUGAUGUCCUCUCUCAAUGACUUACAGAUUGCUGUAAUCUUGCCGUUCUCCUGUUUCAACUCAUCGAGCUGACCCUGGGAGAACUGCAAACUGUUCUUUAGGUGCUGGACCUCUCUGGUCUGGUCGUCCAUUCUUUUAUUAGUCGAAUCCAUCAGUAUUUGGACAAAGCAAUUUUCUUGUUGUUGUAACAACUGCUUAGUGGAGCGGGACGAGAGUUUCAUGUUCCUUGGUGUCCACAUCACCAAGACAGUCGUGAAGAGGGCACUACAACACCUUUUCCCCCUCAGUACACUGAAAAUAUGUUUUUUUUGGGGGGGGGCAUUUGAUUAAUUGUUCAGCAGUCUUAUGGCUUGGUAAGGAGCCUUUUGGUCCUAGACUUGGCACUCCGGUACCGUUUGCCGUGCGAUAGCAGAGAGAAGAGUCUAUGACUUGGGCCUUCCUCUGACACCGCCUAGUAUAUAGGUCCUGGAUGGCAGGAAGCUUGGCCCCAGUGAUGUACUGGGCCGUACGCACUACCCUAUGUAGCGCCUUAUGGUCAGAUGCCGAGCAGUUGCCAUACCAGGCGGUGAUGCAACCGUUCAGGAUGCUCUCGAUGGUGCAGCUGUAGAACUCUUUGAGGAUCUGGGACCCAUGCCAAAUCUUUUCAGUCUCCUGAGGGGGAAAAGGUGUUGUCGUGCCCUCUUCACGACUGUCUUGGUGUGUUUAGACCAUGAUAGUUUGUUGGUGAUGUGGACACCAAGGACCUUGACACUCUCGUCCCGCUCCACUACAGCCCCGUCGAUGUUAAUGGGAGCGUGUUCGGCCCUCCUUUUCCUGUAGUCCACGAUCAUCUCCUUUGUCUUGCUCACAUUGAGGGAGAGGUUGUUGUCCUGCCACCACACUGCCAGGUCUCUGACCUCCUCCCUAUAGGCUGUCUCAUCGUUGUCGGUAAUCAGGCCUAUCAUUGUUGUGUCGUCAGCAAACUUAAUUGUGUUGUUGGAGUCGUGUUUGGCCACGCAGUCGUAGGUGAACAGGGAGUACAGGAGGGGACUAAGCACUCACCCCUGAGGGGCCCCAGUGUAUCAAAGGUGAUAUGUAGAUCAUUCAGUUGGCAGUCGUCAACUGCAAUUCAGUCGAUAUCGAACAAGGUGUGUGUGUGUCGUAACUGUAUUCUGUUUUAUGUAAUAGUUUUUUUCUCCACAAUAGCAGGACACCAGCCCAGGGUUUGUGGCCUCAUCACCUCCAGCUGGCGCUAAGUCAAAGGUGCAGCAAAUAAUGCUUUCUAUGUCUUACUUUUACCUCUGUGUUACUGUUACCUCUCUGUCUUACUGUUACCUCUUUGUCUUACUGUUACCUCUAUGAAGUUGGACACGCUGUCCAAGGAUGACCUCAUCAAGUUUGCCAAGAAGCAGAUGGCUGCCAUACAGAAGAUGAAGUCCAAAUGUGCAGGUUCAUGAAGCAUCUGUCAUACACUGUUUACCAUUCAAUGUUGUGAUCAUUGAUAAAUCAAUACAGUAGCUAGUUGGAUUUCCUUUUGUAAUAAUUUUUGUCCUUUCUGUUUCUCAAUAUUUUUUUCCAGAUUUGGAAACGGAGGUUGACACCCUCAAGUCUCAGCCAAAAGGCAAUUCAGGUGACUCCAUCAUACAGGUUUGUGGUCUUAAAUUCUUACAUGAGAAAAUUAAUAAGCUCAUGCUUUGCAGCUGCUGAAGUGCUUUGGAAGUGUUUGUCAGUAAUGUGUUUUCCAUUCUAUUCUGUUGAAUUCUGUAGUAUUCUAUUCUGUUCUACCAGGAGCUGACCGAGAGGAUGAGUGCCUUGCUGCUGGAAAAGGCUGAGACCCAGCAGAGUGCAGUGUUACUGCGGAAGGAGAAUGAGAAGAUCAAGCACCGGGAACAGGUAAACUGCCAGACCAAUGGUCACCUACCCUGGCCCUGGAUAACUACAGGGUGUUCAGCCUUUUGUUCCAGUCCAGCUCUAACUUUGUUUUCUGUUGAAUAUGACCAGGAUGCAGUAGGGAAACUGGCCACCCUGCUGGGAGAGUUGGACCAGGCCAAGGAAGACCACCAGAAGAAAAUAGCAGCCUUGGAGAAGAGCCUGGACGCAUCCCAAGCCAAACACAAAGAAGAAGUUGAAUUCUUCCAGAGGCUUCUGAGGGAGAAAGAAGAGAGUGACCGAGAGAAAGAGAGAGAAAGAGAGAAAGAAAAGCAGAGAGAAAGGGAAGACUCGGGCGAGAGUGUAGAAGCCGUAAGUCGCAGCCUGGAGUCACAGAUCCUGAGUCUGCAGACGGAGCUAGCUGCAGCCAUGGAGCGGAGCGCCCAGGAGGCUGCAGCGCUGCAGGAAGACCAUCAGAGGGCACUGACAGAGGUUAGUUGAAAAGUAGUGUACGAAAAAUGUCACAAACGAAAAACCCUUACACUGUUGUAAACUGACAGUUGAUGAAGACCUUCUGCUUUAAAUGUUGCAAUAAACUGUGUGUGUGUGUUUAUUUUACUUUCAGGCCCAGCAGGAAGUAGAGAACCUGAGAGAGGAGUUGGCUCAGCAUAGUGUGCAACAUGAAGAGGAGCUGAGAGCUCUGGAGGAGGACUUUGAGAUGGAGAGAGAGAGACUGCUACUCCUCCAAGAGGAGCUCAGUGAGCAGCUGGCUCUCAAAGACAGGUGGGUCAUAGUGCUACACAUUGAGGAUGGACAAGAAGAGUCAUACAAUGUACAGUAAAACGCUUUGAGCAACUAGAAAAAGUGCUUUAUUAAUCCAAUCUUCUUCCUUUUCUUGUUAUGACAGCUUCCUGCAGGAUGUGCAGGAGGAAGAGGAGGAGCCUAGUGGCCGCAGCUCAGGGAUAGCCAGGAUGUUGGAGCUGUCUGGUGUAAGUCAGAUUGAUGCCAGUGAUGGAGAGACUGAGCGCGGACAGCUCCGAUCUGCCCUGGAGGACCAGCAAUCACAGAAUACCAUGCUGCAAGACGAGCUGAUCUUCCUGGGCAAUGUGAAGACUGAACUGGAGGCGGAGCUUGAGAGGGUAAGGGAGGAGUUUCAGACAGAGAAGGAGGAACUAGAGUUUAAGAUCGAAGAGUUGCUGAUGACCCGGGAGGUUGCGACCCCUGACGUAAAUAUGACCCCUAACCGUGACCUUCUGAUCCUUGCAACCCCUAACCGUGAACUUCAGGAGGCUCAAGCGUUCACUCAGCUCCAGCUGAGCGGCCCACAGAGAGACCCAGUGGACAGCCUACCUGCCAGCCCUUCUAGCCCCAGACAGAGCCUGUCUAGCCCUGUCCCUGGUGCAGACCACCAGAGCCUGACCCUGCAAGAACAGCAGAGAUUGAUCCUGGAGGUCCAGGAGCUGAGGGCCCAGUGUGAGACCUUAGCCAGGGAGAAGAGCCAGGCCGUGGGUGAAUGUGAGUCCCUAGCCAGAGAGAGGAGGCAGGUGGUGGCAGAAUGUGAGUCCCUAGCCAGAGACAGGAGCCAGGCGGUGGCUGAGUACGAACGCACCAGAGACAUCCUGAGAGGCCUGGAGACUGAGCUAGGUCAUAGGACCGGGGACAUCGCCAGACAGUAUGAAGCUAUGAAGGAACAGGGGGCUUCUGCAGUCCAGGAGCUACAGGAGAGAGUCAGAGGGCUUACUGAGGAGAGAGAUGGUCUGGUGGAGAGGGUGAGAGGGUUGGAUGAAGACAGAGCGAGCCUGCUGGAGAAGGUCCAGGGCCUAGAGAAGAGGCUGGAGAGCUUCCUGGAGCAGACACAGGCAGCCGAGGGGCUGAAGGAGCAGCUGCAGACGUCUCUGGAGGAGAAGAAUGCGUUAGCCCUCGAGCUAAAGGACUCAGUAGAGGCGCAGACAGUGUUAGCCUCUGAGCUAAAGGCAUCUCUUGAGGUGCAGACCGCGUUAGCCGUAGAGCUAAGGGUUUCGGUGGAGGAUCUGAUCAGGCAGAACGGGGAGAUCGUCUCUCAGCUGCAGAUGAAGGAGAGUGCUGUUCAGGAGUUAGAGGAGACACUUAAUGUGGUGAGCACAGCGAGAGACAUAACACUGUCAGCACUGCAGGACAGAGAGAUGGAGGUGGUGAGGUUGAGGGAGGAAAGGGAGAGGGAGGUGGAGGAGAGUCAAGGCCAAAGAGAGGAGGUGGCUGAGCUGCAGGCUCAUAUAGAGGAGUUAGAGAAGGAGAGGAGCCUGCUGAAGAAUAAUCUAGAGGAGGUGCAGAGGGAGAGGUCUGAGAAGGUGCAGGGGAGCCCAGGGGAGGAGGUGGAGGAGCUGCAGGCUCGUAUAGAGGAGUUAGAGAAGGAGAGGAGCCUGCUGAAGAAUAAUCUAGAGGAGGUGCAGAGGGAGAGGUGUGAGAAGGUGCAGGGGAGCCCAGGGGAGGAGGUGGAGGAGCUGCAGGCUCGUAUAGAGGAUCUGGAGAAGGAGAGGAGCCUCCUGAGGAGUAAUCUGGGGGAGGUGGUGGGAGAUACUGAAGCUCUACAGAGAGACCUGAGGGAGAUGAAACUGGCCAAUGAAAAGAUGAGAACAGAGAACCAAGAACUACUGACACAAGUCAGCCAGGCUACAGAGACACUGGCAGACAGAGAGAGGGAGGGAGAGGUGGAGGAAGAACAGGCGGAGAAGGAGAGGAGAGAGCUACAACAGCAGCUAACAGAGAAGGACACCGUGAUAUCUCAGUUGAGAAGUGAGAUGGCUGGCUUACAGGUGAGUUCUUCUGGCUUCUUUCCUUCUCAACAUGCACACACCAUCUAAAGGACAAAAAGGGAUUGCUUUUUUGCCCCCAGCUCUUUUCCCAAGCUAUGGUUUGUCAAAGUGACUGCUGUGGUAUUUUUCAUUACAUUUACAUUUUAGUCAUUUAGCAGACGCUCUUAUCCAGAGCAACUUAUAGUUAGUGAGUGCAUACAUUUUCAUACUGGCCCCCCGUGUGAAUCGAACCCACAACCCUGGCGUUGCAAGCGCCAUGCUCUACCAACUGAGCUACAGAUUUACUUUUCCUCCCUCUCUUUCCCUUCCACCCUCUCCCUUCCUCUCUCUCUGUCUCUCUCUCCCCCCACUAGUCUACAACCCAGUCUCCUGUCUCAGAGGAGAACACAGCCAAUGUGUUCACUGAGAAAAUUGGUAUGUUCCUAAUUACUACUGUCUAAUGGAGAACAGAACAGGAAUCUAAUGUGUAAUAAUACUAUGACAGAUGAGCAAUACAAAAAAUGUCAUUCUUGUUUGUUUUUAGGUCUUCCUAGAUGCUUAUUAAGCUCAUAUAAGAAUGACAGAUGCAAAGUGCCAAUCAUUUGAGGGAUUCUGAUUCUUCCAAUGAUCUGUGUGUGAUGAUGUCUCAUCCCUCCAUCUCAGCCCUGCUGGAGAAGGAGCGCAAAGAAAAGGAUGAGAGGAUGAAUAAGAUCAAGGCGGUGGCUGUGAAAGCCAGGAAGGAGCUGGACACCAGCAGGAAAGAGGCUGUGUCUCUAAAGGAGGAAGUGGAGGUGUUGAAGGCUGAGAGAGAGAGGGUGACAAGCUCAAUGAAAGACAUCAUCCAUGGAGCAGAGGGAUACAAGGUACUACUCACCCGUAACCCCUGACCCCUAGCCCUGACCCCUCACUACAUCCCUACCUUAUACAGAAUGAACAACACAGAAAUCAAUAGUGAAUUGCUUAUUUGGCUGGUGGUACAAAUCUGUUUCAUUGCAAAAAAACACCUGAAGAGAUGAAGAGGAAAAUAAGUGUAUUUUCCCCUAAUGCUCUAGCUUGCUGGCCAGGGCUGCUAAGUGUGUCUGUUCAAUAGGGAGCUUUCUGUUUGUUUCAUUUAGUAUAAUGCACAACAGCCACAUUAAACGGGUUCAGACGGUUGUCUUUAUGAAUUGGCUUUGGAAGCCAUUAGAGAUUAAAUCACUCUUCUGUGUUUAAUGGGAGUUUUGUUCUAGACCUGAAUGGAUGAAUACCCUGUCACUGUAGAACAGGCAGCUUGAUAUAUGCGCAGGUGUUAUUCUGCAUUAUAAACUGGGUGGUUUGAGCCCUGAAUGCUGAUUGGCUGAAAGCCGUGGUAUAUCAGACCAUAUAUUUAGAAAACAAAUAUUUUUACUGUUCUAAUUACCAGUUUAUAAUGGCAAUAAGGCACCUCGGGGGUUUGUGGUAUAUGGCCAAUAUACCAUGGCUAAUGGCUGUAUCUAGGCACUCCACGUUGCGUCGCGCAUAAGAACAUACCACACCCCCUCGUGCCUUAUUGCUUAAUUAAGCUGCACAACGCCUAUUCAAUAAUGAAUGUGUUUAUUAUUAAGUGUAUGUGUGUUACAGAACUUGCAGCUGGACUACGACAGGCAGACAGAGGAGCUGGAUAAGGAGAGAGAGAAGGUGGAGGGAGCUGAGAAACAGAUCUCCGAGCUGACCAAACGACUCAACACUGCCGUACAACAGGUAACACCGACACACACACUACAGUCUCACACACAAACCAUGCUCAGAAGUCAUCCAGCGUGCUCAACCAGACUGACAGUUUCCCCCCCAGUCCAAAUACAAACUGUCCAUUAGUUCAUUCUUUUUAAUUCCUCCUUUUCUUAUGAUUAUAUUUUUCUCUUCCUAAUUGUCUGUUUCUAGUGAAGUAACGGAGUGUGUGUAAAUGAAACAGUGGCUGGUUCCAUCUGCUGUUGUAGCGUUGUCAGUCUACUGAGACAGAUGCUGGUCUUGGCUGUGUGAGCUGAGAGCUCCCCUGGUACAAUACAGACUGGAAAUACAGACAAACUCAUAACAGUGUCUGAGACUUCCCUGGAUGUCUUUGUUAGAUAUGUUUACCUGAUGUGAUGUUAUUGUUGAUGUGAAUUCUGGCUGACUGAUUAUAUGGCCAAGGGGACUGGUGUUUGCCAAGAACUCAUGAGUGAUGUUUGAGUGAAUGCGUGUUCUGUGUCCAGCAUGAACAACUGUGGUCGGAGAGAGAGGACCUGAUGACUGGGUUGGAGACUCUUAGGAGUACAGUGAGACAGAUGGAAGGACAGACAGCAGAGCUACACAGACAGACAGACACCCUGAACAGAGACCUGCAGGCUGAGAGACUACUGAAGGAACAGAAGACAAAGGUGUGUGUGAGAGAGAACUAUCUUAGUUCAAUGCACUGAUUGUAAGUCGUGCUGGAUAAGAGCGUCUGCUAAAUGACCUAAAUGUGUGGACACGUUUUACUAUACUUCUGAGUACCAGAAGUCAACACAAGAAUAGUAAGCCACCUAAAAUUCAGAGAAGUGAGGAAAUUUUUUCCAGUCAUCGCUUCUAGAAAGGCUAUUUUAGGCUUAGGGUUAUCUUUAGGGGUUAGGGAAAAUAGGAUUUUGAAUGGGAAUCAAUUGUUGGUCCCCAUAAAGUCCUCACAAGUAUAACUGUGUUGUGUGUCUCCAGGAGCUGUCGUCAUUGCAGAAGGAGGUAGAGGAGCUGACAGUUCAGCUCCGCAGACAGAAGCAGCAGUCUCAGCAGACAACACAGGAGCUGGAGCAGCUACGCAAGGUACACAAAUACCCCCCCCCCCCCCCCCCCCCCCCCCCCCCCCCCCCCCCCCACACACACACACACACACGCGCGAACAUGGCAAGGCCACUCAAAUAAAGAGCUGGUAAAGCCCUUACUUCUAACCCUCACCGGGAAUUGUGUGUCGUGAUGUUGUGUGUCGUGUUGCCUCUAGUCCUAAAAAACAACACUCAGAAUCUAGCAGGAUGUCAAAGUAACAGUUUACCCUCAAGCACUGGAAGCUGCUUUUCCAUUACUCAUACUAAGAUUUGUGUAGAAAUGGGAUUCAGUGUGUGUAUAUGUUGUGAAUAUGUGUGUUUUUGUCUUUCCAGGAGGCCCAGCAGAGCUCGUUGUUGGACAUGGAGAUGGCAGACUAUGAACGCCUGGUCAAAGAACUCAACACUAAACUGUCAGAGAAAGACGUGUGUGUGGAGGAGCUGAAAACACAGAUAAACACACACACACAGCAAGAAGUCUCACUCAACCAGGAGAUCGGUACACACAAACACUGAUCCCUACCAUUCGCCCCACUGACAUACUUUUUUUACAGCCAACCCACUAACUGAAGAAGCAGCACUAAAUCAGUUUACUGCAAAUCAAAGGCCUAUACGUCUCUAUAAUGUGUUUCAUUCAUUAUAACAAUGGCCUUUGUACUGUAAUCCAUUCUUCUAACCUGUUUCUGUGUGUUCUCCCAGAGGGUCUGAAGUCCCAGCUUGACCAGGGGGAGGACAAGAGCUCCAAGAUGAAACAGCUGCUGGUGAAAACCAAGAAAGACCUGGCUGACACCAAGAGACAGGUCAGACCCCAGGGACCUGAUUACCUGGAGUACAGGGAGAGGGUCCCAGUGGAUCACAUUUUAGUCAAAUGAGUGUUUACAGUGUUCUGUAAUACAUUGGAGUUGGUUUCCUUGAAUGUGUAGUGUCUGUGCACGUAAAUAGUGUAUUAAUAAGUGUGUGUUUGUGUGUGCAGGAAGCCAUUCAGAUGAUGACGCUGGCCUCUCUGAAGGGAGAGCUGGAGGCACAUCAACAGCAAUUGGAGAACAGCAAGGUAAGAUGGCAGUCCCUGAACCCAUUCAGACAGACUUAAUGUGUUGUGAAAUCUGUUGUGAAUGUAUGGUAAUGUUUUUAAAAUGGUAUAACUGCCUUAAUUUUGCUGGACCCCAGGAAGAGUAGCUGCUGCCUUGGCAGCAGCUAAUGGGGAUCCAUAAUAAAUACAAAUACAGACACCUGAGCCUGCAACAAGACAGUACUUUAAAGGUAACACCCUGUGUCUGAAAGGGGUAAUGGAUGAGUACAUACUGUGUCACAAUAUUAUCUGUCCCGAUGUGUUGUAUCAGUUAUUAUAUCAGUGGCUCUUGUGUUCUUGUAUAGAUCCAGUGCUGUGAACUGACUGCGGAGCGCCACAGACUGCAGGAGCAGCUGAGGACUCUGACUGAACAACAGCAGAGAACAAGCAGCUCCUUGCAACACAGACUGACCACACUACAGCAGGAGGCUAACACUGCCAAGGUACACACACACACACACCAUCCUACAUCCAGUUCUCUCCUCCCUCUCUCUCAUCUUAUUCUCUCUCUCUACCUUCCAUUUAUCUCUCUUCUCCGUUCCUCUACCCUAAACCCUAUCUCUCUCCUUCGGUCUCUCUCUUUCUCUCUCCUCUCCCUCUCAUCCUCUCUCUCAGCUCAGGCAGUAGAAAUAGUGUUAUGGAUUUCUCAUCAGUUGAGUGUUAGUGUGCAGCUUUGCUAAAUGGUUGAAACCAAACAUUAUGGGGGUGUCCCCCUGGGGUCUAGUGGGUGAUGAUGAAUGGUACGGUCUGGCUCCACGGUAGAGGAAGUGCUGCUGGGUUGCCUACCUCAGGGAUGUACACACUAACACUGUACUAUUCAUUACAAUACCGAUACACUGGCACACACAAUACACCGUCAUAUUAAUUAACUGCUGGUCUGCAGAAACACAACUACAUGCAGUUCAGGGUGAAAAUACAGAUGUAAUAUGAAAACCGGUACCAUAUAAUAUGUGCUUCUAAUAUAUGUGUGCUUACAAACAGUUUGUUAGGCUUUUAAUUAAGUAAAACAUAAAUUAAUGUGUGAUGUGAAUGUUAUUUCCAGGCUGAGCUGUCAUCUGUCACUGCUGAGUUUGACAGCUAUAAGGUCAGAGUUCACAACGUCCUCAAACAACAGAAGAACAAAACCUCAGCACAGAGCGACGGUGACGCCACUAAACAGGAGAGGUAUAGCUAUAGAUUGUGUGUGUGUGUGUGUGUGUUAUAUGAUAAUAAUGUGUGUGUCACAGGGACCAGAUGGAGUCCAUGGUGGACCAGUAUAAAGCCAAGCUGCAGGACAGUCAGCAGAGUCUGGCCGUGAGCACUGCAGAACUACAACAGCUCCAGAUGGAACAUGACACACUGCUGGAACGACACAACAAGAUACUGCAGGAGACCGUCACUAAAGAGGCCGAACUCAGAGAGAGGUACGGGUGUAUGUGUCCCUGAAUACUUGUAUUAGCUCUCAGAGCUAAUGUUUUAUAUCAGUCUGUUAACAGUCAACUGAGUCCACAGUAACAGCCCUCAUCUUCAAAAACCCCUGUUUCCCCCUCUCCCCUUCUUCUGUAUUUCAUACUCCCUCGCUUCCCCCCCAGACUCAUGUCUCUCCAGGCUGAGAUUAUGUCAACGCGGACAGAGCAUGCUCAGACGGUGGGUCAGCUAACCUCGCAGGCCGAGGCCCAGCGCUCAGGGUUCAGGGAGCAGAUCCGCCAUCUUCAGGACGAACACAGAACUACAGUAGAGACCCUGCAGAACCAGAUGACCAGGCUGGAGAACCAACUGUUUACACUGCAGAAACAGACCAGUAAGACAGGAGGGGAGGGAGAGGAGAGGAGAGGGAGAGAACAUGAUUUGGUUGAGAGAGGGAAAGAGGAAAGUGGGGUUUUGGAAAGGAUGAGAGAAGAGGGGAGAGAAAAAGACAGGAAGGGGGGUGAGUGUUGGGUUAAAGAGGGAGAGGGGAGAGUGGGAGAUGGAUGGAGGCCAGGGGAAAGGUAGCGCGAGGGGUUGUGAGUAGGGCUGUGGCGGUCAUGCAAAAGACUGCCGGUCUCACGGUAAUUGACCGUUAAUUAACAUAAACACUUUAGCAUCUCCAGGCCUCCACACUGUAAUCACCAGCCAAGAGGCUUGUAGGAAGUCAAAACAAAAGGCACUGACUUUGUCAGCUGCUAUAGAAUACAAUAAUAAUAUGUGUCCCCUCCUGGGUACUUAUACAUUUUUUUUUUUUACAUUUUAGUCAUUUAGCAGACGCUCUUAUCCAGAGCGAUUUACAGUUAGUGAGUGCAUACAUUUUCAUACUACAUUAAAAAAAGUAUAAUAAAUCAAUUUAAUAUACACGUAACAAUAAAUCCAUUAUUUAUUUUAGUCAGGUCUAAAGAAACAUGAUAUGAAGAAAAUGCAUUUCAGAAAAACAGAAUAUGAGUUGGCCUACUGUAUGUUAUCUGGUUAUUCUCCAUGCCAUAUGAUGUAGGCUUGUUCAUUUAGCUGACAAGAUAUGCUUAUAAGUCCCAUGCCAUUAUUUUAUUUUAUAGUAAGAAGAAUAUAAUAGAUUUUUCCCAUUACGGAGCAAGUGUGCGUACUACAUGACUAUAUUGCGCGUAAAAGUGAUUGAAACAGGUCUUGCGCUCUGUUCCUUGCCUCAGGCUGCACAGCUGUUCUCUCAUCAAGUGAUAUACACCCAUCAAGUGAUAUACACCCAUCACACUAUUCUAAAUGUAAUAUUGUCUUUACUAAUAUGUAAAAUUAGUUUAGAUUUAGAAUGGCCCAUUAUCAAAUGGGCAGGGGGGCAGUGUAAAAAAGACAUGUCAUCUGUAUGCACUCAAAUAGGGAAUGGAGGCCAUGAGCUUUCCCACCAGUCCGUUUUGUAGGCUACUUCGGUUUUAUAGUGGAGCAUGUGCUUUAAUAUGAGCAGCAGAAAAAUAAAUACAAAAACACUUAUUUCACUCCACGCAUCAACCACUGUUUGAGGAGCAUGCUCUCGCUGCCCGACAGGUGAUAUUCCACCCAGACUCUGUACGCCAUGGGCUCUCCAACCCUGUCCCUGCAGCUACCCAGUGCUUCAUUUGGGAAACCAAGUGAAAUCUGUUCAGGAACAUCGAUAGUAACGUGGUUUCGCAACGAAAUAUAAUUCAUUAAACUGUUGACAGCCCGUCUGCGCGCUCAAGAAAGGAAUAAAGGAGUGAAAGGAGGAGAUGGAAACACAUGGUGGUGAGAUUCUGUAGCUAAAGGUAAUGUGUCAGCCUAUUCAUUAUGAAAAUAUAAAAAAUUCCCUAUCACUAGGCUAUUCAAAUACAAAUUCACUAAUUGUAGGCUAACUGUAAGCCGCCCUGCACAAUCCAUGAACCAACAGCAUCGCCUAGGGCUAUAUGUUCUCUCCCAGACUCAUGGAUAUACAUUUUGGAGCAUAGCAUAAGGUAACCGGUCCAUCCAAUAUGCAUAAUAAUACUGGCCACACUCAAAGGCUAGACCAAUUACGUGUCAGACAAGUGUUUGAUGUGAUUUUCGAUUGCAUUUGCACUGUUCUUGAAAGUGACGACAAAUGCAAUUAUGCAUGUAAUGCUUUAUUAUAAAGGUGCAUGUUUUCGCCAAACUUGAAACUCACCUGCAGCCUAUGUAUGCCAGUUAGGCUCUACACCGUUAUAAAGCGGAUUAAUGUGCUUAAUUUAAAAAAGUUAUUUGGCCACUUUAGUUGUGAUACAAACCUUAUCAAAACAUAUACUGUAGGUCUAUGGGCUAGGCUACAUGAGGUGUGUGACUAUGAUUUGAAAAAGUCAAGAGAGAAAAAGGCAUGCACUGUUUUUUGCCUUACUGUACAAGCUGGCCAUCAUUCACAAGUGAUAAUACAUAAUUCACUAAUAUUGUCACCCAUCAGACUAUUCUUAAUUUAAUGUUUUCUUUACAUAUACUAUAUAGUAUGUGUGGGAUUUGUUUUGAUUUAGAAUGGACCAUUAUCAUGCACCUGUCUAGGAACAGGGGCAUAAACAGUAAAUAAAUACAAAGUCAUCUAUGCACUUAAAUAGCAACUGGAGGACGCUUUUCCUGUGGUUCAUUUUCAUGCCAGCCAGGUAGGCUAUACUCCUGUUGUAAAGUGAAGCAAUGUGCUUAAUAUUAGGAAAGUUGAUAAUUAAAUAUAGUAGGCCUAGCCUAUAGAAAGCUGAUGGGAUGCUCCUCUUUUUAAUAGAGGCCAUCAAAACUGUUUUUUAUCAAGCAAUUGCAUAGCCUAUAGAAAUGUUGCGCAACAUGAGCUCAUGGGCUCUCAUGAAGUGUUUGAUUAGAUUUUCAAAUACAUUUGCAAUAGAGUGCUGAUUACCAGGCAGUUAGCAAGUUUGGUAGGCUAAUCACCAUCAGCAGCAUCAGAGCUCGGAGAAGCCUAAUUACCUUGGAAUAAACGGUCACGUGGAAUUUGACUGCCGUCAUGACUCGUGACCGCCAGUGUGGCGGUAAUACGGUCACCGUAACAGCCCUAGUUGAGUAUGAGAGAGCAGAGCUGAAAGAGCUAAUAUAUCACCUCCCAUACACCUGGUCUCAGGAGCCACUCAGAGUAAACACACACUCUCUUUCUCGCCCCCUCCCUCUGUCUCUUCAUCUUACUCGUCCAGUGUUGUAGUGCAGCUGUGUAAAGAUGGGACACACUUCAUCUCAGCAGCCUAGCCAGGUGUUAGUUAGUAUGAAGGGUACAGAGAGCCCAUCCAGCCUUAACCAGCUCUGCUCUGCCUGCCCCUCUGGGUGGCACUAGCACACUGGCAUCUGGAGAGCCUGGUCAUUAGUGCCACCCUAACACACAUAGUUGGGCCAAGCAGUACUUCUGGAGACAGCAGGGCUGGAUCCCUUCCUAUAGUCUUAACUAGCUUCCUCUCCUUGUCUCUCUUCCUUCAUCUGAACUGUAAAAUGUUCUAGAUUUGAUUGAAUCUCAAAGUGAAAAUGAUGUUAACCUCAAGUGCAAAUUAUGGUCAAGAGGUUCCAGAGACUCUGCGUGUGUGUGGACACGUUUUACUAUACUUGUGAGUACCAGAAGUCCACACAAGAAUAGUAAACCAACAAAAAUUCAAAGAAGUGAGGACAUUUUGCCUGCCCUGACUUGUAAAAAGGCUGUUUUUAGGUUUAGGGAAAAUAGGAUUUUGAAUGGGAAUCAAUUGUUGGUCCCCAAAAAGUCCUCACAAGUAUAGUAAGACAAAGCUGUGUGUGUUCUCUAGGGUGUGAAGGGCAAGGUGGGCUGCAGGUGGUUCUACCCACACGUCUCUCACGCUCUCUCAGUCCAUCAAUCAGACACUGCCCACGGGCACCUGCCCUCUCUCUUUCUCUGCCUCUCUCUCUCUCUCUCACACACUCAACACACCUACCUGUGAAAUCUGCUAUUUUUCAGCACAGUUAAAAAAAAAAAUCAUCCUCUGUUUAUAAAUGUAUCCCCCAGUCUUCUAUGCUUCUGGAUUUCACACUCGUGAAAUAGGGAAUUACAUUGUUGCUCUCUGCCCAGCAUGACUGUAUGAUAUGUGUUGCCUUCCUCCCCGUCUCCCUCCAGGUCCAGCUCCAGUCCAGACCAGUCGUAAACCAGUGGUGGACCGCCGGCCCGUGGACCAGGGGGGAAUGGGGGGGCUGGGCCUGGGCCUCAGUGAUCUCCAGUCCAUGGCUAGAGAGGAGGGGGAGGGCAUGGAGACCUCCGAGACAGAGUCCCUGUCACCCACACACACACACCUACCCUCACUGGAACACCUACUCACCUCCCCAGACCCCAAACAGGGUACGUGUGCAUACAAUGCAUUCGGAAAGUAUUCAGACCCUUUUACUUUUUCCACAUUUUGUUACAUUACAGCCUUAUUCUAAAAUGGAUUAAAUCAAUAUUUUUCCUCAAUCUACACACAAUACCCCAUAAUGACAAAGCAAAAAAAUAGUUGUGUGUAAAACUGAAAUACCUUAUUUACAUAAGUAUUCAGACCCUUUGCUAUGAGACUUGAAAUUGAGCUCAGGUACAUCCUGUUUCCAUUGAUCAUCCUUGAUGUUUCUGCAACUUGAUUGGAGUCCAUCUGUGGAAGAUUCAAUUGAUUGGACAUGAUUUGGAAAGGCACACACCUGUCUAUACAAGGUCCCACAGUUGACAGUGCACGUUCCUCCUGUAGCUCAGUUGGUAGAGCAUGGCGUUUGCAACGCCAGGGUUGUGGGUUCGAUUCCCACGGGGGGCCAGUAUGAAAAAUGUAUGCACUCACUAACUGUAAGUCGCUCUGGAUAAGAGCGUCUGCUAAAUGACUAAAAAUGUAAAUGUCGGAGCAAAAACCAAGCCAUGAGGUCGAAGGAAUUGUCCGUAGAGCUCCGAGACAGGAUCGUGUCGAGGCACAGAUCUGGGGAAGGACACCAAAAAAUGUCUGCAGGAUUGAAGGUCUCCAAGAACACAGUGGCCUCCAUCAUUCUUCAAUGGAAGAAGUUUGGAACCACCAAGACUGAGGGGGAGAAGGGCUUUGGUCAGGGAGGUGAACAAGAACCCGAUGGUCACUCUGAAGGAGCUCCAGAGUUCCUCUGUGGAGAUGGGAGAACCUUCCAGAAGGACAACCAUCUCUGCAGCACUCCACCAAUCAGGCCUUUAUGGUAGAGUGGCCAGACGGAAGCCACUCCUCAGUAAAAGGCACGACAGCCCGCUUGGAGUUUGCCAAAAGGCACCUAAAGGACUCAGACCAUAAGAAACAAAAUUCUCUGGUCUGAUGAAACCAAGAUUGAACUUUUUAGCCUGAAUGCCAAGUGUCACGGCUGGAGGAAACCUGGCACCAUCCGUACGGUGAAGCAUGGUGGUGGCAACAUGCUGUGGAGAUGUUUUUCAGCGGCAGGGAUUGGGAGACUAGUCAGGAUCGAGGGAAAGAUGAACGGAGCAAAGUACAGAGAGAUCCUUGAUGAAAACCUGCUCAGGACCUCAGACUGGGGCGAAAGUUCACCUUCCAACAGGACAACGACCCUAAGCACACAGCCAAGACAACGCAGGAAUGGCUUCGGGACAAGUCUCUGAAUGUCCUUGAGUGGCCCAGCCAGAGCCCGGGCUUGAACCCGAUCGAACAUUUCUGGAGAGACCUGAAAAUAGCUGUGCAGCGACGCUCCCCAUCCAACCUGACAGAGAUUGAGAGGAUCUGCAGAGAAGAAUGGGAAAACUCCCCAAAUACAGGUGUGCCAAGCUUGUAGCGUCAUACCCAAGAAGACUCGAGGCUGUAAUCGCUUCCAAUAGGUGCUUCAACAAUGUACUGAGUAAAGGGUCUGAAUACCUAUGUAAAUGUGAUAUUUCAGCUUUUUAUUUGAAAUAACUUUGCAAACAUUUCUAAAAACCUGUUUUUGCUUUGUCAUUAUGGGGUAUUGUGUGUAGAUUGAUGAGGGGGAAAAAACAAUUUAAUCAAUUUUAGAAUAAGGCUGUAACGUAACGUGGAAAAAGUCAAGGGGUCUGAAUACUUUCCGAAUGAACUGUACAUGCAUGUCUCCAAUGGCUACAUAGUUGUUGGUUUGAUUCCCACAAGGGACACUUAUUUUACAUACUGUGAACUGUGUCUUCGAAUACAACUGUCUGCUAAAGCACCAUUUGUUUGUGUGAUUGGUUGUAGAGCCGUUUGUGUGGCAGGUGGAGCCGACUAAAGAGGAAUUGAAUCAGAAGUUGACCACAGCUACACGCAGUAUGGAACACAUGAACAGUCUACUGCAUGAAACAGAGGCUACCAAUGCUGUUCUGAUGGAACAGGUCAAUGUACGUACACACACACACACAGUACUGAUGAAACAGAUAUUCUCUCUUUCACAGACUCUCUCUCACUUACAUAUACAGUGCUCGCUCACACAUUCAUACUUGUUUCUUUGUGUACUUCUUCUUUCUUCUCUAGCUGUUGAAGUCUGAAGUGCGUCGUCUGGAGCGUAACCAUGAGAGAGAGAAGAGUGUAGCCAACCUGGAGUAUCUGAAGAAUGUCCUCUUACAGUUCAUCUUCCUGCAGUCAGGCAGUGAGAGGCAGGCUCUACUCCCCGUCAUACACACCAUGUUACAACUCAGCCCUGAGGAGAAAAAUAAACUGGCUGCUAUCGCAAUG
This is a messenger RNA of Coregonus sp. 'balchen', 23455 nucleotides long. Lineage: Eukaryota; Metazoa; Chordata; Actinopteri; Salmoniformes; Salmonidae. The record is from the annotation of a GenBank genome assembly.